Angiostrongylus costaricensis is the source of this 819-nucleotide messenger RNA. The record is from the annotation of a GenBank genome assembly. Lineage: Eukaryota; Metazoa; Nematoda; Chromadorea; Rhabditida; Metastrongylidae.
AUGCCAUUGUUCAAGGUGUUCUUCGAUGACGUUCUCGUGAAAGAGGCAACCGUUAAUGUGUUAGAUGGUUAUGAUGCGUCCAAGUGCUGUGUAAGUGGCGACGGUCUAAAAACCGCCAUUGUUGGACAGUCUACUAAAUUUGCUAUUAACGCCCAGUCCUCAUUUCCAGGAUCACCGUUCCGAGUUAUUGCCGACUAUCCGUAUGAUCCUACUCACGUCGUCGUAACAGGUCUUCAAUCUGAGACCCAUAUAGGAUGUCCUGUUCUAUUUGACAUCGACGCAUCACGUGCUCGUGAAGCUCCAAUCACUGUUACUGUACCGCCAAUUUAUCAACAACCACUGUUGGAAAAAGACAAGGCCCUACCUCGUCUAUAUCAUGCUCGCUUUACACCAGUUGGUGAUCCUGGAAGUUUGGUGCCAGUGGAUAUCACGUAUGACGGAAAGGCCAUUCCGAACAGUCCAUUUCUGAUCAAAUUGCUUCCUGAGACCGAUGUUAACAUGAUGACAGUUAGCGCAUUGGAUGGAUCAACACGAUUUCUUGAUGUCUGCGCUUCUCGAGAAGUUGCUGCUCGUAUUGAUGUCUCCAAAUGUGGGAAAGUUACCGACUUGAAAGUACUAGUUUUGGGUCCUGACACAAAACCUCGGGACUGCUUUGUUUGCGAAACUGGCAUUCCCAAACAGUACGAGGUUCGUUGGCCAACGGAUAUGGCUGGAACCUACAAAGCGGAUGUAUUUAUUAAUGGUAAAAAGGUUGAUGAACCAAUAAGUGUACUCGCAAAGAAGUCUGGUCACAAAGAGGACAUCAAGCUAAAGGGUUAG